Molecule: messenger RNA, 5373 nt
Organism: Peromyscus leucopus (white-footed mouse)
Lineage: Eukaryota; Metazoa; Chordata; Mammalia; Rodentia; Cricetidae
Product: translation initiation factor IF-2-like
Exons: 6
Coding region: 1-1086 (361 amino acids)
Source: RefSeq, a predicted model, not a curated record
AUGGAGCGAGAGAAUAAACCCUUUCCGGAGAAUUUACGCGCCCGCCCGCUCGGCCACCGUCUCCGGCUGCCAGCGAGGGGCUGCCCGGGGCCCCCGCUGCGGGCUGGCGCGGUCCGGGGCGCACGGAGGACGCGGGCUCCGGCCCAUGGUGCUGCCGGCUGCCCGGCGUGGCGCUCGGCCCGGCUCGGGCUCGGGCCGUGCUUACAUCCCCGCCGGGCGCCGGCCUCCCUGCGCCGCCAGCCAGUACAUGGUGUCCCCCGCGGGAGCCGAGGCCGGGGCGGCCGGACCGGGGGCCGGGAUGGGGGGGACGCCGCCUUAGCGGCUGCCGGGCCCCGGGCUGCCGCUGCCCUUGCUGCCGCUGCUGCUGCCGCCGCCGCCGCUGCUGCUGCUGCUGCUGCUGCUGCUGCUGCCCGGGAGGCGGCUGGCGGCGGAGGCUCGGCUCCCAGUAGCCGCACAUCCCACAAUACACCGCUAAGGAGCCCGACCCGAGCGCUCACCCUCCUCCUCUUCCUCCUCCUCCUCCUCUUCCUCCUCCCCUCGCCUUCCUCGCCGCUUCCCCAGGCACUCUCCCGGCGGCGGCAGCUGCGCCGCCAAAGCCCCGGGCCCCAGCGGCCCCCCACCCCUCACUCGCGCGCUCCCACACUGCCUCCCCCCCCUUCCCCGGGGGGAAGGCCUUUUAAUUUAUUUAUUCUUCUGGGACUGAGGUGGGGGGCUUGGCUGGCGGGGGGAGAGGGGGGUCUCCUCGGUCUCUACCUCCCGCGGCUGGGGCUACCCUUCCAGCUACCGGGCACUCCACGGCGUGCGCCCCCGGGGCCUCCCAAACUGUUUCCAAACUGCCCAGACCGGAGGUCCGGGAGUGGCGGCGGCCAAUCAGCGCUCGGCUUCCAUUUUAGCAGUAAACAGUCCACAGCGAAGCCGCCUUUUUGCCAGCCCAACCCUGGAAAGUUUGCAGGUCGUGGAAGGAGCAGAAAAUACCAUGAGUGUAACUUACAAAAAGGUCUUGGCCGGAGACCGGAGCCAUGUCUGGGUUAUCCCCAAAGUAGACAGCCCUUCCUUGCUUCCUCUGGACAUCUGGAGCAGGCCUAAUUUGGCUGACACCUUCCCCACGAAGGUAGGUUAAGAGCCCUUUCCCCAAGUUCAGAGAACUGGAUCAGGGGGCUUGGGCCUGCGACCUUCGAAGGGCGGGUUGGGAUCCCCAAACUCGCUGGGCUGGUUCUGCGGCCCCUCCCCCACGCUGAUGUGGCGGUUGUGUGUGUGUGUGUGUGAGAAAUGGGCGGCCUGCUGGGUCCAUCCAGCCCCGCCUGUCAACCUCUGUUGUCAGGCGGUUAAGGGCGGGCGAUUCUCUGCCGAAUUUAGCUGCGUACUAGAGCAGGGACGACGGAGUAUUUCCCAAUGGUGUGUUUUAUGGUGGGUGGGAGGGCCUUGGAAGCUUCUGAAGGCAUUCCCUGCUGGCAGGCUUGCCGGUGGCGCUUCAGCCUUUCCUCCUGAGCCCCAUUAGGAGGGCCAAAUGAGCCGCCCUCUGAGGUCUGGCGGCUUGCUGGGUAGACAAAGAACCGAGAGACCUAAGUCGUAGGCAGCUUGCCCAGAGAAAAGGCUUCCUUGACUUCUCCGUUUCCUGGAUUCUCCAAGUGGCCUCCAUGUCCCCACAAGGCCAGGUUGUGAGAGCCUGGCUGCCAGAACAUGCAAGUAGGGCUGGCCCUUUACGUGUGAUGGUGACCUUGCCUAGUCUGAACAGAGUCUCUGAGCCCGGCUCCCUGUCUGCAACAACUAGGCGGCCCAGGCAUCAGGAGUCAGUUAGGGGAACUCAUUAAACCUGGCUCUGCCCGUCUCUUGAGUUUCUCACUCCGGAGGUGCAGCUGAGAAUUUGCACUCCGUGUAAGGUCCCAGGCCAGUGUUCCUGACUCUCCCUGCUAGGUGACACCUGAGAUAUUCCCUGGCUGGGUAGCCGGCAGUUGGCUUGCCCUCCGGCCCGCCCCGGGAAGCUUCACAGCUGAAGGUGGUGUGGCCCUUGAUCUCUGACCCCGCCCCCCUCCACCCCCACCCCCCAAGUGUGUUCCUAGUUUAUGUUACUUUGAUAAAGCCAUUUGCUGCAGGUGCCGCAGAUCACGCGGCUUUCCUUAUUUUGGCCUGGAGCGUCCAGCUUCUUGUCUUUCCCCUCGUUCUCACCCCUGCGGUGAGUGCUGGAAUGGUGGCUUGGAGAGCCUAGCAGGCUUCACGGAGGUGGUGUUGGUGCCUGGUCAGGGAUCUUCAAGUCUGGCAGCUGUGGGCUAGUGACCUUGGACUAGUGUUUCCCCUGUUUAAAAAAACAAAAAACAAUCAUAAUAACUGCUGGAAAAAGGUUGGUGGGAGGAUUAAUGGAGAUUAAAGGGACCUCACUCCUGCUCCGGCCUCGGCCACCGGUUGGCCUCCAUUAUGAUAGGGGUGGUUGCUGGGAGUGGCCGCGGGGGUGGGGGCUGGGCUGUGUCCUGGGCUCCUCCCCGCCAGCCCACUUCCUGAAGCACGUGCUGGAGCCUCCAGGCAAAGGAGAAAGAAAAGUAGCUCGGCUUGGGAAGGAGGCCAGCUGUUUUUUCUGCCCGUGCAGUUUUGAGUCCAGGCUGUCCCGGGGCCCAAUGGGCUGUUCCGUGGGGGGUUGGGGGGGUUCAUGAUGUUUAAGGGUUGUCCCCCGAAAGGCUCCAAGAGAAGAAAUAUCUCACCCUAGGUUACGAGGCCACCCCCCGGCAGAGCCUGGACAGGGUUCCAGGUAUCUUGAUUUUUCGGCCCAUAAGCCUGGGCCCCUGACACCCCCUUGCCCAGCUGUCUGGGUUAUUUUGGGCACCCUCCGGUGCCAGCUGUCUGUUUUCCUCGCUGCCAGAGAGCUGUCUGGCAGCAUGGGAUCAGAAUGGUCCCUGUAGCUCCCGCUGGUGCCGAGGGCCAGGCGUCCAGUUGAGCUGACUUGGUGCUGGGGAGGGCUGAGCCCCUCACCUCAAGUGGGAAGAGCCCGGAAAAGCACUUACUCAGUGCAUUCGGUUCAUAUUGUAGAUAUAUAUAUAUAUAUAUAUAUAUAUAUAUAUAUAUAUAUAUACUCUGUAAGCCUUGGAACCCACUUGGUCCGCCUAAGCGCCCUGCUUCUCCGGUUCCAGUCUUCGGGUCUCUUAUCUCCUCCAGCCUCAGACUAGAUCAUUGACAAGUCACGCUGUGUCAGCUGUACCCUGGAGGGCUACAGCCUUUGGGGGACAAUUAGGUGCUAAACUGUGUGGUGUGAUGUUUGAAAGGGAAAGAUAGUCGUGACCAGGCCAACUUGUGAAUGUCCCCACUCCAGGCUCUUUCACCUCCCUCCCUCCCUCUCUCUUUUUUUUUUUUGCCCCCUUAUCACCUCCUGGGCAGUAGGGUGGGGCAGUUUGUCCCUCUGUUGUCCCUGGCCCUGAGGGGUGCCCCGCCCACUGGUCACCCACUAAGCUUGGGGCGGGGCCGCUUUGGGCUGCUGAGAGAGGGCCACGCCAGCGGAAGGACUGCCUGAGCCGGGAGGUGGCCCGGGAGGUGGCCCGGGAGGUGGCCCGACCAGCUUCUCUACCGAUUCUGGCGUCCCCGCCCCUUCCGUCGGCUCCACCUGGCCUGGAGCCCUCCUUUGGAACUUGACCUUUUGGAACGCUCCAGGUGGAGACAGCAGCCACGACGGGUAGUGAUACCCCCCCACUCUCCCCAGCCCCCCCGUGUUUUUCUCCGAUUUGUCCUGUGCCCUCAAGCAAGUUCCUGUGGAGACGGGAACCAGGAGGGGGAAAGUCGAUGCAACCACCGUUUGGGGCUGUUUCUAGAACAUUUUGGUUUGACCGAGGAGGGUCUUGCCACGUCCAGGCCAGUCCUCUUGACAGGCUGGGACCGUAAGUACACUCUCUUUGCGUCCAGGCUUUAGCCGUUUUUCCAGCCCGGCUUCUAGAAAUGACCUGCCCAUCCUCCACUUGUUCCCUAGAGCUGUUAGGUAGCCGAGACCUGGGAGGGAGAUGGCCUAGCCGGGUGGAUAAGAUAGCACCCCCAGGCACCCUGGUUUCACCCUCCCCCCCCCCUUAUCUGUUAAGGCUCUAGCUGCAGUCUUUUAUCUCUCCCUGCUAUCCAUACCAUCUGCAUUUGGAUAGCUAAAUAAUUGAUUUAUGGUGCCUCUGUGUUAGGGGAGUGAUAACUCCCCUUCCAAAUUUGUACUUUGUCCUGAAAGACUGAAGGCAUUCUGUCUCUGCUCUCCUGGGUUCCACGCUCCCUGUCGGCCUCUGGGGCAUAGUCUUCCCUGAGACCAUCCUGCGGCUCCCUGAGAGGUUUUGUGGCAAGAACCAGCCGAAGGAAUCUCUCACUUUCCUAGCUUUCCAGGAAUUCCUGGAGAAUCAGAGAGUGACCCAGGGGGCCCCCAGAACAUCUUGCAGGUGAGGGAAUCAGCCACCCGGGGUGGGUGAGUUGUGUCUUAUCUCCUCAGCGGGGCCGGCCUGGCCUGGCCUGACCUCUGAGGAGGCUCUCCACAGCAGCUGGCUGGAUUCCUGGGUAUUUUUAGCUACCCAGAUCCAGCCCCACCAUCACUGAGAGAGCUGGCUCCAAGUCCAACACUCCAGGCCUGAUAGUACUGGGGUUCUGCCAGUCUCCUGGUGAGGCCGGGGUGGGUGGGGAGGCAGGCUGGAACCAGUUGGCAGCCGGAACCCAUCGGAGCCAGAAUUAUUUGCUUUUGGUCAUUUCCUUCAGACUUGCUCUGUCACUGAAGAUGGAGAAGACAGACACAGGUCUGGAGGAUUUGUGGAAAGUCCAGAGCCCUCUCUUGGCUGUAUGUAGUAGAACAAGUAUUUUUUUUUUUUCCCCUUCUAAAUGAAUUUUCUCCUAGCACAUGCAGCCAGCCAGCCUCCUGGGCCCAGGACCAAGCCCAAAGAAGGCCGAGAGAAGAAACGUGGAAUCCCUGCAAAGAGCAGCCACUGAGCUACAGCCCAGCGCUCCUCCUCUGCCUGGUUUUGACAGCACCCCUGUGUUGUGGAGCCUUCUCUGUCGCUCUUCUCCACUCAGCCAUCGGCAGGCCCGCCCUGAUUUAGCCCGUUACCUUGACAACCAUUUGGGUCCCGUCUCCCUCCCUCCCUCACCACUGAAAACCUGAAGAGGGUUUUCCAGCUGCGGUGCAUUGGUGCAUUUGCCCAGGUUGGGCACCCCUCCCGGCCUCCUUGGGCUCCCCCUCCCUCUGCCCAGCUGUACCCAGUUCAACAAACACCACCUUCCCUGGUCCCGCCGCUGUCGCCUUAAAAUGGAUCUCACUGAUGCUGGGAACUGCAUCACACUGCUUCCUCCAGACCGGUCCUCACCGGCGGGACCACGGUUGCUUUUCAAUAAACAAGUUGUAAUAAAAUAAAAUAAAAUAAAAUAAAAAGGAAUGAA